AUCAGCGCGCUGCUCGCUCAUUUUCUAGAUUCUCUUCUCACUCCAGUUUUCCGCUUUCUGCACUUACGAAGUUUUGGUUUUACAAAAUUAGCAGAAAAGCCGAAAACUUUGGAGUUCUCGCUCAUUUCAAUCGAUCUUUUUUGUAGUUGUUGUGCUUGUUGGGCCCGUACAAUCAUGUUGGGAAGCAGACACAUACUGCGCGCGGCGCUGCCGUUGUCGCGAACGCUGUGCACACGCAUUUCUCCGGGGAAGAUCAGGAGCCCGGGAUACGGCAUGGCUGCGGCGCGUUCCCUCACUCUGGCUUCUCAGCAGAAGAUUCUGCUUCCUCUGAUCUGUCAGCUACCGAAACGCGGCUUCCUCACCUCCGCUCCGUCCUUCGCGGAAUCCCGCCGACUGGCGCAAGUCAAAAGUGACGGAGAGAUGGCCGAGUUCCUGGCGGAGGAGAUCCAGGCGGAGAAGGAGUCCCUGAAGGCCACGGGGAAGGCGGUGCAGGUGAAGGGCUUCGAUGUGUCCACCGACGACGCCGAUGUGACGUUCAAGAAGAACUUCAACGGCGAAGAGAUCACGGUGCGCGUGAAUGUCAAUCACUCCGUGGAGGCCGAGUUCGCCGAGGACGAGCAGAAUCCCGCGCAACAACAACAGCAGCAAUCCCCCGAUGCGCCGCCCAUGACUAAGAUGGUUUGUCGACCCAACUUCUCCGUGACGGUCGUCAAAGGCGGCUACACGCUGUCCUUUGAGUGCUCGCAGCUGCGCGACGAGGAGGACGAUGAGGACCAGCAGCUGGGACGCAAUCAGCAGACCGAGGAGAACUACCAGGACAUGUUCAGCAUCGACGAGUUCUCCGUGUACAAGGGUGAACGUAAAGAUAUGACGUACGUCAUGUCCGGCGAAGUGAUGGACGGGAAUUUCUACGAUAAUCUGAUGAACAUGCUGGAUGAGCGCGGCAUCAACUCGGACUUCGUGCGCGAGCUGGUGGACUUUUGCACGCUGUACGAGCAGAAGCUGUACGUUAAUCUCCUGGAGAACCUGAUGGGCAUCGUCAAGCCCUGAGGCGGAGGGACUGUAUCCAAAUCAGCGUCUCAGCGGAUGCGUCGUCCGCCGUCGUGUAGUUUCCGCUUCGCGGCCCUUUCGUUUUCUUGUUGUAUAUACCGCGCUGGAAGUGUUGCUUGGAAUGCGCUCGCAAGAUAUUCCUUUUCUUUUUGUUUAAUGGCAUCGGCAUGAUACGCAUCAGUGGUGGUUUACGCAGCCAGUUGUUCGUCGAGAAAUUUGCCAAUUAAAAGUUCGUACAAGGA
Paramacrobiotus metropolitanus is the source of this 1292-nucleotide messenger RNA. Its product is annotated as complement component 1 Q subcomponent-binding protein, mitochondrial-like. The coding region runs from base 175 to 1050 and encodes 291 amino acids. Gene Ontology annotation, biological process: cytosolic ribosome assembly. NCBI's taxonomy places the organism in Eukaryota, Metazoa, Tardigrada, Eutardigrada, Parachela, Macrobiotidae. The record is from RefSeq and is a predicted model, not a curated record. The transcript has 6 exons. Gene Ontology annotation, cellular component: mitochondrial matrix.